CGCAAGCCUCGCAUUUUGCGGUGCCUUUCCUUUAUUAUUUCAAUCAACAUCGGAGAAACGAAGGAAGAGGUCGAGCGAAGAGUGCUUAGUUUUCGGCUACUUUUGCCCUUGAAACAGACAGUCAGGGACUCAUUGUGGGAAGCAUUCUGGCGUGUAAAGUCCCCAGGCACGAUUCUGCAAAAACUCGUGCCGCUCAAGCGUGCCCCUGCCGAGAAUCGGGCCGAAAAAGACAACACAUUGAUUUUCCCAGUUCGCCCGAAUCGCUGCUCUUGGCGCGCAAUUUAAAAUUUCCUCUCUAGAAAUCAAGAGAUUCUUCGUAAGGAGAUGUCAAUCCUUAGGCGGCAUCCUGGCACUAUGGCCUGCUCAUAAAAGGCCUCAUUUGAUAUUGCAGAGGAAGAAAACUCUGAAAGGCAGGCGAAAUGACGAUUAUUGUGUUUUUGGUUGACACUUCUGCCUCAAUGAACCAGCGUGCCUACCUGGGAGGCCGGCCAACUAUGAUUGAUGUGGCCAAAGGAGCCGUUGAGUCAUUUGUGAAAUUGAGGUCAAGGUCAAUAGAGAGUCGGUACGACAGGUACAUGCUGCUGACAUUUGAAGAGCCACCCAACAACAUCAAGGCGGGAUGGAAAGAGAGUCUGCAGACCUUCAUGACGGAGCUCAAGAAUCUUCAGUCAACCAGUUUGACAACAAUGGGAACUGCCUUGAAGCAGACCUUCGACGUUCUCAACAUCAACAGGAUGCAGUCGGGCAUUGAUACCUAUGGCCAGGGUAGAUGCCCCUAUUAUUUGGAGCCAUCGGUCAUCAUCGUGAUCACCGACGGUGGAAAACUUUCCACAAUGCAGAGCGUUCAGGAAGAUUUUAAUUUGCCAAUGAACAAUCCCAUUCCUGGAUCUGAACUGACAAGAGAACCCUUCCGAUGGGACCAGCGCCUAUUCGCCCUUGUUCUUAGAAUGACGGGCACCCCGCCAAUAGAUAGAGACUCUGGUUUGGUUCCCAGCGAUUCCUCACCUAUUGAUGCCAUGUGUGAGGUUACAGGAGGCCGCUCUUACAGUAUCACCUCGCACAGAAUGUUGCACCAGUGCAUUGACAGUUUAGUGCAAAAAGUGCAGAGUGGAGUUGUGAUCCACUUUGAGAAGAUCGGACCAGAUCCACCACCCAUGGGCAACGUUAGUGACAUCGAGGCGCUGAUGCUCGACAAUGGAGAGAGCCCAGAUGACUCACUUGACCUGUUGCCAACACGCAUUCCGUCUCGGCCCCAAACUCCCACCACAGGCCUUUCCAACAACCAAAUGGGCACAGCAUGGCACAACUGCCGAAAACUCAUUUACGUGCCACGCUCGGCCCAAAAGGGCUUCCCAGUUGGCCACUGGCCCAUCCCUGAGAACUUUUGGCCAGAACUGAGCGCCUCUGUUCUGCCUCCUAGAACGGCGCAUCCAAAUGUCAAAUUCACCUGCACAGCUCAAGAGCCGCUUGUUAUAGAAAACGUUCCGUUUGACAAGUACGAGCUUGAGCCAAGUCCCCUGACUCAAUACAUCCUCUCUAGAAAACAACCGACAAUUUGUUGGCAGGUGUUUGUGGCAAACAGCUACAAAAAUACUGAGGUGGGCCAUCCUUUCGGGUACCUGAAGGCAAGCACCAACUUGGCUUGCGUCAAUUUGUUUGUGAUGCCGUACAACUACCCUCAGUUACUUCCACUCCUGGAUGAACUUUUCAAGGUGCACCGCAUGAAGCCCUCACCAGAGUGGCGAAUGCAGUUCAACAAUUACCUUCGCACAAUGCCUGCCUACUAUGUCAAUCCUUUGAGGAGAGCGCUCCAGAGGGUGGCAGGUCAGCAACUGACAUCGAUUUUGAUGCCAGAAAACAUGGAGAAUGGGCUGAGCUACCCAGUGAUGAAUUAUUUGAAGCGACUCAAGAAUCAAGCCAAGCUGGAGUAUGAAAAGUUGUGUGCUGAUGUGGGCAAGACGAAACUUCCUGGUGCGGCCCUCGUCUUGCCUGAGGGCAUCAGGGUGCAGUCGAGAGCUGCGAUCAAGAAGGAGCUUGUCUCACACCCCUUACUACAAGACAAAUUUUCUCACUUGAGAGAGCAAAUCGCUGAAUUUCCUGGUUUUGUUAUUGGCUCGAGUGCUGUUCGAGUGUCCCGCAGCCAAAGCUACCGCAAUCCCUUUGAUGUGCCACGCCGAAGUUUACUCGACCAGCUUGUGCGGAUGCGCUCCAACUUCUCUAAGCCGCCAAACAGUGGACACUCACUUCUCCACGAUGAUGAUGAAGCGCACAGUAUGCCAGUAAGCCAGAUGGGCAACUAUCAGGAGUAUUUGAAGCGAAUCCCAGCGCAGCUUAGGGAGAUUGAAUCAGCGCCUGUUCGGCAGCACAUGUUUGGAAACCCAUUCAAGAUUGAUAAGCGAAUGAUGGUUGAUGAAGCAGACAUGGACCUGCCAGGUGCUGGUGGCGGUGGUGGUGGUGCUCGGAAACGAGCAGCCUCAGAAUCGUCACCAGCCGCUUCACCACGCGCCAAAGGCCGAAAACCUGGCCCCAUUCCACGCGACGUGCUUGUCAGACGUCCCAGCACUCCGACCCCAUCACCCCCUGCAUCACCCACCUUGGCUCCCUCUAUUCCAUUUGACUUUACUCCCUCCUUGGUAGCAGCUCCGGUGUCACCUGUGUCACCGGUUAUUCCAGUGGUAACUCCUGUGCCUGCUACCCUGCCCAUCAGUCCUGUGGCUGAACCUGAAGUGGUGCCCAUCGAAGUCCUACCGUCCAAACCAACACCUCUGGUGAAUGGAAAUACAGAGCAUGUUGAUCGACAUGUUCGUUCUCCAUCACCUGAGAUCAUCUGUAUUCCUGAACCUGUAGCGGCCGCGGCCGCCAUUGUGCCCCCAACUGAUGUGAUGUCAAACCAUGUUCCCGUUGCCGCUGCCGUACCCAAUCACAUCAAUGACAGCCCAACUCGGCCAGAAACCAAAGUGUCCCCCGUGCCAAUCGUUCCAACUGCGGCCGAGACUGCUGCCAUUAAACGGCACAACAUUCAGCUUCGAAGUUUGGCGUACAAAGAAGUUAGGCGGCCAGGGAAAGAUUUCAAUGCCUUGAUGAACCAUAUGAAGUCAGCAAAGGGUGACCUUGACGCCCAGAGAGAACUGAUCAAGGAUGUGAUCAACGAGUCCCUGAGGUUCAAGAGAAAACGAAUGGCUGCUGAGUUGGAGUCGUUUCUGUCCAAACUGUCAGACGUGGCCACCCCACCACUCAACGGACAGGCGGCCAGCUAAUGACUUGUGUUCAAAACUUGUUAAGCAUUUAGUGACCAGGACAGAAAUGCGGUCUGGAAUCAAAAACUGUGCAAGUGUUUUAAUGAACAACCAAACUCAGCAGUGUCGGGGAAAUAUGAAGAAAUAGAGCAGGUUGUUUGUUAUGCGGAGAAAAGUUUCUCCCCAGCUGCCUUGUUAACUUUUAUAUUCCUCUGGAGUAAUUUUUUGUAAUAAACGUGGUGACAACUAAUCUCAGAAUUGAA
Neocloeon triangulifer is the source of this 3499-nucleotide messenger RNA. It is a transcript of the gene IntS6, whose product is annotated as integrator complex subunit 6-B. The record is from RefSeq and is a predicted model, not a curated record. Lineage: Eukaryota; Metazoa; Arthropoda; Insecta; Ephemeroptera; Baetidae. Gene Ontology annotation, cellular component: integrator complex. The transcript has 14 exons. Bases 420 to 3257 code for a protein of 945 amino acids. Gene Ontology annotation, biological process: snRNA 3'-end processing.